AUGGACAAGAGCUUAAAAUCGGCUGGGGAAAACCAUCUCCCGUCAGCGCUCAAGUCCAACUUGCAAUUCAGCAGAGCAACGCAAGCAGGAACUCAAGAUUGUCCGGACAAGAACAUCGGGUUUGUUCACUUCCUGAGCAUCGCUAUCGCUACCAAGGUUGUCAAUACUCUUCCAACCGAACCUGCUUGGGCGGGGAAGCGUAUCAACUAUGGCAAAGACCGCUGCGCUUAUGUUCCUAAAUCCCAGCAAGCCGCAGCACAGGCCGCACAGGCCCGGCAGCCCAAUCUCUCUCCAUUCGGUGGCUCGUUCUCGCCUUACGCUGCGUUUGCUCCGGAUGGUAUGAACUUUGCUGCUGCCGGCGCUGCUGGAAUGGGCAUGCAGGGAAUGAACAGAACGGUGUAUUUGGGGAAUAUUCAUCCCGAGACUGCGACGGAGGAUUUGUGUAAUGCGAUUCGUGGAGGCGUGUUACAGAGCGUGAGAUAUAUGCAGGAUAAGCACAUUGCGUUCGUGACAUUUGUGGACCCUGCAGCCGCGUUUACGUUCUUCCAGGUGUCAUCCUACCAAGGACUGACGCUGAACAACCGGCGGCUCAAGAUCGGGUGGGGCAAGAAUUCGGGUCCACUUCCCCCGUCACUUGCACUUGCAGUCCACUCUGGUGCGACGCGGAAUGUGUACAUAGGCAACAUCGAGGACUUCGAAGUCUUCAGCGAGGAGAAGCUUAAGCGUGACUUUGGAGAGUAUGGCGAGAUCGAACUUGUCAAUUUCCUCAAGGAGAAGAACUGUGCAUUCGUCAACUUCACUAACAUCUCGAAUGCGAUCAAAGCGAUCGACGGAAUUAAGAACAAACCCGACUACGCAAACUUGCGCAUCGCCCAUGGCAAAGAUCGGUGUGCAAACCCACCGCGAUCAGGUCCUCAUGGUGGUGGUUCGCGGCGGUCAGCAAGCGGGAAUACUGCUGCUGCGGCGCACAGUGGGGGUGGAGAUACUGAAGAGGCAGAAGGAGCCGAGGAUGCGGCUGAUGGUGAACAGCCAGAGGAAAACGGAGUUGCGCCUAGCGAUGCUGAGCACGAAAGUGUGAAUGGCAGUAACUGA
Molecule: messenger RNA, 1092 nt
Organism: Pisolithus orientalis
Lineage: Eukaryota; Fungi; Basidiomycota; Agaricomycetes; Boletales; Pisolithaceae
Exons: 6
Coding region: 1-1092 (363 amino acids)
Cellular component (GO): cytoplasmic stress granule
Molecular function (GO): mRNA binding
Source: RefSeq, a predicted model, not a curated record